AUGAAAAACCUUGCCAUCCAAAUCAUAGACCUUAUGGCAAAUGCGCUAACACUGGACACAAAGGAAAUUAGAGAGUUAUUUGGUGAAGGGGCUCAAUCAAUAAGGAUGAAUUAUUAUCCACCAUGUCCCCAACCAGAGCUUGUGAUGGGACUCAAUCCUCAUUCUGAUGGUGGUGGCCAUAGUAUCCUUUUGCAAGCCAAAGAAGUAGAAGGUCUUCAAAUAAGAAAAGGUGGACUAUGGAUUCCUAUUGAACCCCUCCCAAAUGUUUUGAUCAUUAAUAUUGGAGAUACGUUGGAGGUGGAAAAUGUGAAGACAGGUGCUCAAGAAUUCUUUAAUCUUCCAAAGGAAGAGAAGAACAAGUUUGGGAAAAAAGAGGGAGAUGUAGAGGGAUAUGGUCAGGUCUUUUGUCACGAACAGAAAUUAGAGUCGGCAGAUAUGUUUUUCAUUCUCACUCUGCCACCACACAUAAGGAAACCCCACUUAUUCCGCAGCACAACAUCCCCUUACCGUUCAGGCCUCGGCUCAAAAGGGCUUAAUCUAAGAAUAAACCUUCAGGGUGGCUAUUUGGCUAUCUAG
Gastrolobium bilobum is the source of this 576-nucleotide messenger RNA. Its product is annotated as oxoglutarate-dependent flavonoid 7-O-demethylase 1-like. NCBI's taxonomy places the organism in Eukaryota, Viridiplantae, Streptophyta, Magnoliopsida, Fabales, Fabaceae. The transcript is spliced from 3 exons. The record is from RefSeq and is a predicted model, not a curated record. The coding region runs from base 1 to 576 and encodes 191 amino acids.